Molecule: messenger RNA, 2045 nt
Organism: Nannospalax galili (Upper Galilee mountains blind mole rat)
Lineage: Eukaryota; Metazoa; Chordata; Mammalia; Rodentia; Spalacidae
Gene: Hoxb5
Product: homeobox B5
Exons: 2
Coding region: 272-1081 (269 amino acids)
Biological process (GO): regulation of transcription by RNA polymerase II; anterior/posterior pattern specification
Cellular component (GO): nucleus
Molecular function (GO): DNA-binding transcription factor activity, RNA polymerase II-specific; RNA polymerase II cis-regulatory region sequence-specific DNA binding
Source: RefSeq, a predicted model, not a curated record
AAUCGGCCCUAACGAUUCUCGGAUCGUCAUUAUUUGUAACCAUAGAGCAUGAAUUACCUCUUGAGGUCAUCAGUGAGAAUUUACGACUGGUCAACAAAAGCACGUGAUUCCCUAACGCCCCCCCAUCCCCCUUCCACCCCCCCAUAUUUGGCCGCAUACAUAGCAAAACGAAGUACAGUGCAUCGCUAUAAUUCAUUAAUACAUCAUAAAUCGUGAAGCACAGGGUUAUAACGACCACGAUCCACAAAUCAAGCCCUCCAAAAUCACCCAAAUGAGCUCGUACUUUGUAAACUCCUUCUCGGGGCGUUAUCCAAAUGGCCCGGACUAUCAGUUGCUAAAUUAUGGCAGUGGCAGCUCUCUGAGCGGCUCUUACAGGGAUCCCGCUGCCAUGCAUACCGGCUCCUACGGCUACAAUUACAAUGGGAUGGACCUCAGCGUCAACCGCUCCUCGGCCUCCUCCAGCCACUUUGGGGCGGUGGGUGAGAGCUCGCGCGCCUUUUCUGCGUCUGCCCAGGAACCCCGCUUCAGGCAGGCGACGUCGAGCUGCUCCCUGUCUUCGCCCGAGUCCCUGCCCUGCACCAACGGCGACAGCCACGGCGCCAAACCCUCUGCUUCGUCCCCUUCCGACCAGGCGACCCCGGCCAGCUCCAGCGCCAAUUUCACCGAAAUAGACGAGGCCAGCGCGUCCUCCGAGCCAGAGGAAGCCGCGAGCCAGCUGAGCAGUCCGAGCCUAGCUCGGGCACAGCCAGAGCCCAUGGCCACCUCUACAGCCGCGCCCGAGGGGCAGACUCCGCAGAUAUUUCCCUGGAUGAGGAAGCUUCACAUUAGCCACGAUAUGACCGGGCCAGACGGAAAAAGGGCCCGGACUGCCUAUACUCGCUACCAGACCCUAGAGCUGGAGAAGGAGUUCCACUUCAAUCGCUACCUGACCCGGCGGCGACGCAUCGAGAUCGCCCACGCGCUCUGCCUGUCCGAGCGUCAGAUCAAGAUCUGGUUCCAGAACCGGCGCAUGAAGUGGAAGAAAGACAACAAACUGAAAAGUAUGAGCCUGGCUACAGCCGGCAGCGCCUUCCAACCAUGAGCCCAUCCGGAGGAGCCCUGGGCAGCCCCAAGAGCCCGCGCCACCCCCAGUCCCAACCCCUCCAAUCCUCCCUGCACUGCCGCUGCCCGCUGGGGACCGGUUCCCACGAGCCUGCCUCGCUCCAGCCUUGUGUUACGAUUUUUCGUUUGGUCUUAGGUCUUCCUGUGGCUCCCUCUCUCCUGGACUGAUUAUCUUAUUAUUGUUAAUAAUAAUUCUUAUUUUCCCUCCACACUCCCCAUUUCCCUCUGCUUGCCCCAAAUCUGCCAGUGUUUCUGAAUGUUCUACUGUCUGUGGUUGUACUCCUCUGCCCCCACUCCCCAGGAAAAAAAGAAAUUCGCAUGUUUAAUGUGACUUUCCCCUCCCCAUCUGUGUUUUAACUUAUUUAUAAAAGGAUGAUCGCUGUAUUUUGAGUUCCAACUGGAAACUUCUAUAAGGGGCAGCAGUUGAGGUGGUGAAGUACCCAGCCCAGCUGAGCUGGCCUGGGAGAUGGAGUCCAUGACAGUCUCUUUUUCACCCUUCUCAUUCUCCUUGAGCCCUACUUCCUAGGCCCAAGUCUCCUAGUGACUUGUUCCUGGGGUAGGAAGAGGCCAGGGAAGGACCAAAGUAGUGAUGCUGAGAAGAGAGAAGGAAAAUAGAGAGAUUUCAGCUCCUGCUGUCUGGUAGGCCCCACAAGGCCUGGUCUGGGAGUGUAUGAAAACAGAAAUAAUCCUCAAUGUAAAAUGUCUCGUGUUUUUCUCUGUGAAUCUAUGGGUCUGGCUAGAAGGCCCAAAGCUUGUAAAUAUGGGGAUAGUCUGGGUCAGACCCAUCCCUUCCUCUCUUACUCAUUUUGCUUCCAAGACGAUUUGUAGUGAGUGAGUGGAUGCUGUGCUAUGUGUGAAAUCUGUCUUUGCCAGGCCUGUCUCAGUGAUUAGCUUUUGGUAUUUGUAGCUUUCCUUGAAGUCAAAUAAAUGUUUCCCCAACUCCA